Molecule: messenger RNA, 1325 nt
Organism: Quercus lobata
Lineage: Eukaryota; Viridiplantae; Streptophyta; Magnoliopsida; Fagales; Fagaceae
Product: CDT1-like protein a, chloroplastic
Exons: 5
Coding region: 180-1202 (340 amino acids)
Biological process (GO): DNA replication preinitiation complex assembly; regulation of DNA-templated DNA replication initiation; DNA replication checkpoint signaling
Cellular component (GO): nucleus
Molecular function (GO): DNA polymerase binding; DNA binding
Source: RefSeq, a predicted model, not a curated record
UUUCAGUUCAUUCAUUCUCAUUCAUUCAAACCCACAACAACAACUACACUCACAAACACCUAUUUUCUACAGACUCUCUCUUAGUUCUUGAUUCAACAAGUCCCCCAAUUUUUUUUUUGUUUCUCUGAGAAUCAAAGAAAAAAACCCUAGCGAAAACGAAAACGACGCCGUUGUUGGAUAUGAUAGUGGCGCAACCCUCUUCUUCGUCUCCGAGCUCUCGUGAUGUACAUCGCGUCUCGGAUUCUAUGUUCGCCGAUAUCUCUCGCUUCGAACCGGCAAUUGUCACUCGAGCCCUUGGAGAUUGGGACUGCAACCGCUUUCGCAACCGCUUGCGCAACCGCGGUGUCGCCCUCUCCGUCAACGAAGUCAGAAAAGUCGCCAAAACCCUCCGACCCAACUCCUCCGCCAGAAGGCAGAUCCAAUCCUGGGGGCCAACCUCCCCAAAAAUCCCAGAGCCCCACAAGUCCAAGAAACCGCUCCCCCAGCCCACUAAGCUACCCGAAAAGUAUGAGAUUCUUGCUCAGUUUUUUGAUAGCUUGGAUAGUUCUAUUCGGUUGUUGCGGUUGAAGGGUUCCUCAUCCUCUUUUACCAAUAUUUGCCCCAAAAUUGAGUGUUUAACUGACAGGAGGUUUACACACAGGCACUUGGCUCAAUUGAAGUUUAUUCUGCGCAAUGCAAUUGAGAUAAAGAGGGUACUUGUGUUCAAUGAGCGGACGAGCUGUAUGAAGCCGGAUCUCCAUGUUUCCAUCAACGUUGAUGCAGUGGAAAAUGAUGGGAAGUUGAAAUCUGAAAGUGGGAAUAUGCAUUUGAGGAAGGUGUUACGAUCGCGGCUUGCGGAUUUUUCAAAAUCCUGUCCUGAGGUGGAUGAAAUUCCAGAGGAACUGUUGCCUGAACCAUUCAAUCGUAAAAUGCUAGACGUCCAUUCGAACAUGAAAACACCCAGCUCAUCAUUUCCUAUUAAGACAUCAACUGUUGCACUAACAGCUCUGCAAUCAGCAGUAUCAGAAACCUGCAUUCGGGAUGAUGAAAUUGCAGAAGGAACAGAACAAGAUCUGAAUUCAAACAUAAACAAUUCUCCCAACAUGUCAUUUCCCCUCGGGACAUCAAUCGAAGCACAUAGAAAACAGCAACCAGCGGUAGCAUCACAUCUCUCUCAAUCUUUCCGCAAGCGCUUUUCACUGAAAGUCAUCAGCGCUGUUUGACUUCAAACUGAUAUUGUUGUAACUGAUGUGAUCAUUAACAUGAGGCUUACAAAAAUGUUAGAGACAUUAUAAAAUUUACAAUAUGAGAAUUACAAAGAUAUAUUUUUUUUUGUAAAUAUAUUA